Molecule: messenger RNA, 1857 nt
Organism: Cyclospora cayetanensis
Lineage: Eukaryota; Apicomplexa; Conoidasida; Eucoccidiorida; Eimeriidae
Exons: 12
Coding region: 1-1857 (618 amino acids)
Source: RefSeq, a predicted model, not a curated record
AUGCGGCUCAUGCAGGCAUCGUGCUCUGCAGAGGUAAAGGAGGAGGAAAGACACCCGGCCGCCGCUUGGGGCGAAACGUUCAACGCGCAUUGUUAUUACAGCAGCGCGGCGAAAACGCUAGCUGCGGCUCUUGCAGCGCUCUUGUUAGAUAGGCGAGCCGUCCAACUACCCACCCACCAGUCAGUGCCUACCAUACAACUUCCUACAGCAAUAUUCCCGGUGCAGCACGAAGUGCAAAGGAGUAAGUUCGCAUAUCAACUGCGCAAAGGAAGUCAUGGACACCUUGCCGUCGGAGCUGCUCGGUGGCAAACGGCAUUCAAGACGCUGCGCGUCCGUGUAUGCCCCCCGAGGCGGCAUCGAAUGAAGAAACACACUGCCACCAUGGACAAGGCUUCCUGCAUGCAGCUCAGGGCGUGCAAUAAAAACACGCAGAGUCACAAACAAGCGCGUCUUCAACAACAACGCGGCCUUACCCGCGCGCACUGCCAGACAGACGGGCAGAGAGGAGGGGUGAAACUGCUCUAUGCGGCAGGCACGGUACUCGGCGCAGUGCGUGAGAGCUUCCAAGUCUCGAAGGAACCCUUUGCUGCCACCGCUCCCUCCACCGUCCAAGGGGCAGCCACGGCGGGAGCAUGUGUGGUGAAUUACACUCCAUGCCGAUUAUUGAAAUGCGGCCGCCAUUCGCCCUCACAGCCAAUGCAUUGUCGAUAUGCUGAUGCAGUGCUUAUGCACACGUUCUAUGAUUUUCAAGCACCCUCGAGCGACUGCGCUGCUGUACACCUGGGCGGGAAGGACUGCAGACUGAUUACGAGCAAGCACCGUCGAGGCUGUUUGCUCCAGUUGCAGUGGAGUGCAGAUGCAGCAGCAGCGGCAGCGGAGGGGGGUAGGGAGGAGCUGCCUGCGCUGCUGCGUGGGUGGAAGGCUAGAAUUCGCUGCGGGAAAGAUCAUGUGUUUUUGAGAACCUAUCGAGAGCUCAAGGAAGGAUUGUGGUGCUCCCUGUGCCUUGCUUCGAGCUUCUUUACUCCUGGUGCUCGUCUGCGUGCUCUCAGCAGAGAUCGAGAGCUUGAGCAAGCCAUUCGCGAGAAGCAACAACAACUGCUGCAGGAGGCGCGUCAGCAAAUGGCGAAAACGGCUGCGGCUGCGGCAGCGGCCGCUGCUGCUCGUGCAACACUGCCACCCAGCUACAAGCCGCACAGGGUGCAGCAGCCGCGAACUCCUGCAGCCCCCCAAGCAGCGCAUGCGGCUGCAGCAACAGAAGCUUACUGCAAGCGCUUGGCCUUGCAGGAUGUGCGGGAGUUUCAGCAGCAACAACUAAAGCAGCAGCAUUCUGGCAACAACAGCAACAGCAGCACAUCCGGGAAAAAGUGUCUGACCGAAGAACAAGCACUUGCAGCCGGAUCGCUAGGGGGGGCAGAGGCUUUGAGGAUCGUGCAGCGUCGCUACCGCGUGCUGGCACUGCAGGUGCAUCCUGACAAGAAUCCUCAUCCGCUUGCAGCAGAAGCUAUGCACCUAUUGACGGCUGCCCUCCAAGAGGCAACCAUCCUGUUUCGUCGUGCCUCCCGCGGAGCUGCACCUCCCGCUGGCUCUGUUAGAGACGGCAGCCCAGAGCCGAAGGAAGGGAGCACAAUAAAAACGGCCAUCGACGCGCAGGCGGGAUUGAUCCACACAGACAAGGCCGCGUUAUUCCGUCACCCUUUCCACGCACCAACAUAUUUUACGCCUUCCUCCCCCGCGCACGGGCACACACAGCCGAGCAGGAGCAACACCUGUGAAACUCUAGCUAAUUGCAUGCCCGCCGCCGGUGCAGGCGGAAGCCUCAAGGGGUCUGACGCUAUAAAAGGAAAAGAACAGGAGUAA